Messenger RNA from Pomacea canaliculata, 5412 nucleotides. RefSeq names its product guanine nucleotide-binding protein G(o) subunit alpha-like. Bases 877 to 2064 code for a protein of 395 amino acids. The transcript is spliced from 8 exons. Gene Ontology annotation, cellular component: heterotrimeric G-protein complex. The record is from RefSeq and is a predicted model, not a curated record. Gene Ontology annotation, biological process: adenylate cyclase-modulating G protein-coupled receptor signaling pathway. Lineage: Eukaryota; Metazoa; Mollusca; Gastropoda; Architaenioglossa; Ampullariidae. Gene Ontology annotation, molecular function: G protein-coupled receptor binding; G-protein beta/gamma-subunit complex binding; guanyl nucleotide binding.
CAAGCAGUUGGAGGAGCGGCGGCCAAAGAAGCGCCGAGCGUCGGCGGCGCCACACGACGGCAUGUGGAGCUGCAUGCCGCGCCUCUGCCGCGUCCUUUGACGCCUGGCAAGCGUGCAGCCAGCUGGGCGGUGGUAGUCCGGGCCGGGAAGUAGCCGAUGGGCGACAUAUGCUACCUGUUUGUGGAGCUCUUACUCUGGAUAACUCGUCCGUCACACCGCCCCGACUUCUGUAUCUUGUGCACGGGAGGAAAUGAAGUGUGUCGUGGCUGACAAACUCCGGCUGAGAGAGUUGUGAUGAUGCGGUCACUCACGGACCUCGAGAUCGCCCUUCUCACACUUCAGUAGCCUGAUAAACUGUGGAAGUCCCUGAGUCUCAACUAACUCACAGAUGUGGCCACACGUUGGUGUCAUUUUCUUGUUUAAAUUAAGGAGGUAGACGGCAAGACUUAGACCCAACAUGGCUUUAGAACAAAUUCUGUGGCAGUAGGUUGUCAUUUCAGUUGCAAUGUGGUGCAACAUAUGACUGGCCUCGUGCGGGAGUGACGCAAUACUUGUAAGCAACUGACUCAAAUGUGACUUAAUAACAAAGGAUGUGAAGGUUGUGACCUGUUGUGAGCGCCACACCGACUGUUGUUAUUGUGAGGUCCGGACAUCGCCUGACAUUGUUACCUGAUGUGACGUGUGAGACAACACCUGACAGCGUGAGGCCAGUGACAACACCUGGCAGCAUCCCCAUGUCAGUGAGGAGGACCACCAGCUGCUGUAACAGGGAGGAAACACCACAGCGGCCAAGUGGAGACAACUCGCGGCCCCUGACCGAGCCCGUAGCUGAGUCGUAGGCGCACAGAGCAUUUGUCUCCCCUUGUUGCUGCUGAUAUGUCAAAGACGCUGACGUUGGCCAACAUGAACAAGGGAGGGCGAGCGGCCAUCGCCCGGAGCAAGAGCAUCGACCAGCAGCUGGACGAGGAACGCGAGCGACGUCAGAAGGAGGUGCAGCUGCUGAUGCUGGGUGGAGCAGGGGCUGGAAAGAGCACCUUCAUCAAACAGCUGCGACUGCAUUACGGGAACCAUUUCCCAGAAGCCAUCUGCCACCAGUGGGUGCCUCAGGUGCUGCACAACCUGACUGGAGCUCUGCACGUGGUGCUGGAGCAGAUGGAGGUGCUGAACAUUCAGUUCGACAACCACCUCAACAAGCAGCUGGCGGUGGAGUUCCAGGACAAGUUCCCGCGCAUGUCCAUGGAGGCGCUGGUGCUGCGCUUCACGGAGGAAGACGAGAGCGCGGAGCGCACGUCACCUACCACCUGCCGUGCGGACGUCACGCGACGCAUGACGUUCCUGGACAAGCUGCAGCUGCAAGCACCUGACGUGGCCGUGCUGCAGCAGCUGUGGACGGACCUGGGCGUGCAGUGCUGCUAUGCUCGGCGACAGAAGUUUCAGCGACACGCUCUGUCCCGCACGCACGAGUACUUCUUGGAUCAGGCGGACCGCCUUCUGACGGCGGACUACGUGCCCACAGUGCAGGACAUCCUGUAUGUCCACUGGCCCACCCUGGGUGUGCAGGAGCAUGCCAUUGCCAUGGACAGCAUGCAGUUCAAGAUGAUUGAUGUCGCUGGACAAAAAAGUUUGCGGAAGAAGUGGAUCCAUUUCUUCGAGGGCGUCACUGCAGUCAUCUUCUUCGCCUCUCUGUGUGGCUUCGAUGAAGCUUUAGAAGAAGACCCAGCUACAAAUAUGCUUCAGGACAGCCUUCAGACUUUCCACGAAGUAUCACACAGCCACUUUCUUGAAAAGACCGACAUUAUUCUGUUUUUAAACAAGAAGGACAUCUUCUUGGACCGCAUCAAGACUGUCAGCCUGGCCACGUGCUUUCCGUCUUACAAAGGAUCUUCGUCACCAGAGGUCUCUCUUCGCUUCAUCAAGGAGCAGUUCCUGCAGAACAAGCCUGGUCACAAGCAGCUGUACAUCCACAUCUCGUGCGCCGUGGACAUCAACCUCAUGCGUCACAUCCUGGCCAACGUCCUGGACAUCAUCAUGGAGAUCAACCUGCGCCGCACUCAGCUCCAGUAGCUUGCAGACUACAGCUGUCACGUGACCAUGCCCACCUUGCUAGACAGGGACCACAGCCGAACUUAACAGUGAAUGCGCUUGUAUCCUGAGGGUAAAGGGUAACUAGUCAGUGGACACUUGUUUACUUGUUGCUGUUCAUGACUACCAUGAGUAGCCAGAUAGCGAGUGCUAUUGUUACAGGCGCAGGGUAAUGUUACAAUCACUGCCGGCAUAUUUAGGACAACACUGACAAGAUUCCAGAUUCUUUAUUAAUUUGUCACCUCCUAAGAGUAUUGAGAUAUUAAAAAAAAAAUAGAAAGGGGGACAGCCAGUUACCAGGUGACUCACGAAUCUUGGUCAGAGUGGACAGCUCGUGCUUGUAGAACCCGCGUGUGACUCCUGCUCUCAGAGCCAUCUCACAUGUUGAGAGCGAUGCCUGCUGUCCUGAUCUUCAUGGUGUGACUGAAUACACAGUGAAUACACGCAGACUGAAUACACAGCAGUCCCAAAAUGCAGGAGCUUCGUCAUUACACGCAUCUGUAGUUCAUCUUGGACAUUAACAGGAGACGAGCCAUGUCCUUCAUCUCCUUCAGGAGACGAGCCAUGUCACAAUGCCACUCACAGGUGGACUGUGUCCUGGAUGCUUCUAAACCUAAUGAAAUACAGUCGCAGUCCAGCAAAGACAAUGGGCGGCCCGGGUGGGCAACGGUCAGCUCCUGUCCCCUGUACAGUGAGGGUUGGCUGUCCUGGGUUCGGCUCUCGUCUCAGCUACUCUGUUUUUUCUCUGCAUGUGGCAUCUGUUUACAGGGCUGGCUGCCUUGCCGUGGUAUAGUCUUAGUUACUGGCUCGGUGUAAAAACACCAAACUCCAUCCCCUCCCCGACGACAAAGAAAAUGUGUAAACAUGAAUCAGCGUCAGUUCUUUGUCUGCUUCAGUCAUAAAUUCCAGAAUGUGAAAAUGGAGAUGGUAUAAUGGACAAAGAAGAAAACUAAAUUAAUGACGACAUGCUUUGUACUAUGAAUGUACUAUAGUGUAUUGUGUGUUGCCUAUGAUGACCGGAGGAAAAUGUGACGACAGAUCCCACAUGAACUAACAGAAGCGAGUGAAGGCUAAAGCAUAAUACAAAGAAGUGGACAGACCCAGGUAUACAAAGAAGUAGACCAUCGUGCAGGUGUGUCUAUUAACGUCAGUUAAUUGUUACAGUUCCGUUGCUGGGGUUACAAAUAGUUGUCACCGAUGGUGGUCACGGCAGUAAGAUGUUGCCGUUUCUCUCAGUCCAUGAUGUUCGCCAGUCACUGCCAGAUCGUAUGAUGUAAGUACUGAGGCCACAUUACUGUUGUAAGCUGUUCCACAAAGAUGUGUUAGUGUGAAACUGCAGAUUGGUGAACUGUCUACUCAAAGAUACUCUUCCAGCGACUAAUUAGACAAGCGACAGAUGAAGUGACUGGUACCGUGUCUAGAGAGACUUGCAAUUGAACCACACGUCGACUGCAAUAUUUUUCAAUCUCCUAAUAGGAUAUUAAAACAAUUUUAAUAUGGCGUCUGUUAUGAUGCUCUGUGCAAAAGGCUUAGCUUUAGUUCUUCCGACCUGAGGUUGGACAGUUGGACUGAUGUUGGCAGACCAACACUUGUGUGUAUACAGUACAAUACUGCUGCAAGGUUAGUGUUCACUUCUGCCCCGACCUGUCACAUACUGUCAGUCAGCAAUCGGUCCUCAAACCUCUCAAUGAUUGUUUACACUGGACUAGAGGUGGGACCUCCUGAUACCUGUGACAAAGUGACCCAGCCCUGACCUGCCGGUGCUAGUGGACCCUCAAUAUCAAACCUCCAAGUGUCCACCUCCUCAAGUCUCGGUUAUGACUAACGGGUAUUUAGGGGAGAGAAGUAAAAUGACAUUUAGGAUUGGGUUUGAGCAGCUUUCGCUCAGCCUGUAAUUAAUUGGUCAGCAACGUGUAUGUUUAAGAUAAACUUGUACUUUGCCACGUGAUGUGAUGUGAGUUCCAUGUCCCAUAGGUUCUGGUCUACUGCUCAGUAGUUGGUUUGUUCUGUCUACGACCGAAAUUCAUAGCUUUCUGUUCUAUUCCACUUUUGAACAGGAAUUGUAUACAUAUAUAUCUCUCUCACAGGUGUAUCUUCAACAAGUAUUUUACCAAGCUUAUCUCGUAUUUCACAAGUGUUUCAUUGGCUUAUAGGUCCCAUAUCCCUGUGGCAUAGAGAUAAUGAACUGUGUGUGGUUCACCAUGCCUAGGGCGGAGCCUAACACCUGACUUCUUCCCUCUUUCUUGAAAGACCCGGUUCCCUUCAUGUCCGAAUGGAGAGCGGCAAUCACUGGCCUUGAACCUCAGUCUUCUUUACACUGACCACAUUGCUUAUCCUGUAGCUCACAGGUGUGGAAGGGACUAAUUAGAUCAUAGGUAUUUGUCAGGGUCUGUUAUACUCAAGUUAUCUUGUAUUCCACAGGUGUUCUAAUCAGGGAGUAUCAAAGACCAACCUGAAUGGUUUGUGCAAACAAGUCUUUAAAGUACUACGAUUAUCUUGAAGCUCAUGGGCGUUUCAUAAUGUUACCUCUGGUAGUUUGUGUUUGAACCAAACUCAUUAUCACUAUGAGUCAAGACAUGCACGCGUGUGAAGCAGUCCGAACGGUUGUUUGAGUCUGAAAGCCUGAGGUCUUAUUUACGUCCUUAGUAACCCAUGGUCUUAUUUUACAUCUCAAAGUGUCCCCCCGUUUUAAAUAGCGCAGGAUUCAUGUCUGAAGUAACCCAAAGGCAUGUCUGAAGUAGGAAAAACGAAACUUUCUCUCCCUCUGUCUCUUUACCAACGGGUGUUCCCACUGUCAAACCACAGGAUCACCAUGAUCCAGGUAUAAAGCAAUAUUUCAAAGCAUCGUCUACACAAAAGCUGUAAUGUACAAACGACAACAUGUUUGCAGCAGUUUCUGAACAAUUGUUAUAAUGUACAUAUGACAAUAUAUUUGAAGCAGUUUCGUGGAUUUUCGCCUCUAAACCUCAAGCGUUGUAGGAAGUGGACUCAGUGUCCUCUCUCUCCCUGCCUCUACCUUGAGUAGUUAUCCCUCCCCGACCCACAAGCAUGCUUACAGACUAGUCAUGUUCUCUAAUGAAACCUUUUAAAUGGUUAUUCUGAUUUUAAUAACAGUACCGUGCAAUUAAGACAGUCAUUUGGAACAAAUUUGCAUUCCGGUGAAUCAUUAUGUCGAUUAAUAUCAUUGAUGCCGUGUUUAUGCGCGAGGCUAAAUAGUUCCCGUACUUUGUCACAGUGUUAUAUAGCUUUGCUGCGUUGUUGUGUCUCAUUGCAUAUGAACUGUAGUGUCACAGAAAUGUCUGAGAAAGUCAUUAAACUGUUCUAGCAUUU